Molecule: messenger RNA, 225 nt
Organism: Prunus armeniaca (apricot)
Lineage: Eukaryota; Viridiplantae; Streptophyta; Magnoliopsida; Rosales; Rosaceae
Source: the annotation of a GenBank genome assembly
AUGGAUGAAGAGAAUAAUAUGUCUCAAAGUGUUUGGUUCUUCAGUAAGUAUCUUCAUACAAGAAGUCACAAUAACGUGGCUAAAACCAGCAUGGAAGCUGAAUUUGAAUCAGAAAUUAGCAAAAGGCAUUCAUCGCCCCGCCCUUUAUUACCACCUAAAUUUCUUGGUAGUAAUAAUUUCCCAGGACACCGGCUAUCUUUGCCAGAGCAACAGUUGCUUCCUUGA